Cetraspora pellucida is the source of this 496-nucleotide messenger RNA. Lineage: Eukaryota; Fungi; Glomeromycota; Glomeromycetes; Diversisporales; Gigasporaceae. The record is from the annotation of a GenBank genome assembly.
AACAGCUAAGAUUGUUAAUGACAAAAUAAUGAUUAAUACUUUUGAAGAUAAAUUCAUCGUUCAGCAAAAAUCUACAUAUGCAGAUAAAGAUCAUUUGGCUUUAUUAACGAAGAAAGUGAAGAAACAAGAUAAAAAAAUUGCCUACAAGCUAGUAUCAUUGAACAUUACUGUGAACAAAAAGCAAAUGCCACUAGGAUUCAGCAAUCAUAAUGAAAUUUAUCAAAUUCCACUUCAUGAAGAAGCAGCAUCUGUAGAUUAUGCAACAAUUGCAGAACUUUUACCAGUUUUACAAAAUAAAUGUGAAAAUGUGAUCUAUGAAGUUUCUAGUAAUGAUAAAAUUAUUGAAAAGCUUGUUGGUGUGUUUAAUUCUGAAAAUGCUAAUGAAUCAAAUAAAACAGAUAAUAUAGAUGAAAAUAAUGAUAGUAAUGAAUUACCAAUUAUUAGUGCUAAUGCAGCAUUAGAAAAUUUGAAUAGUGUUAGAUUGUUUUUACUUUAA